Messenger RNA from Capra hircus (goat), 2788 nucleotides. RefSeq names its product progestin and adipoQ receptor family member 6 (gene PAQR6). Bases 1043 to 2077 code for a protein of 344 amino acids. Gene Ontology annotation, cellular component: membrane. Gene Ontology annotation, molecular function: signaling receptor activity. NCBI's taxonomy places the organism in Eukaryota, Metazoa, Chordata, Mammalia, Artiodactyla, Bovidae. The transcript is spliced from 8 exons. The record is from RefSeq and is a predicted model, not a curated record.
UUCCUGACCUAGGGAUCAAACCCAGGUUUCCUGCAUUGCAGGCAGAUUCUUUACUGCCGAGCCAGCAGGGAAGACCAGGGCCGACAGGCUAUACAGAUGCCCGAGAACACCAUGCGGUGUUAGGGCACUGACCCCCAUACAGUCAGACAUCUGCAUGUGGCUGUCCAGUUGGCUUUCUGUAUUCAGUUUCACAUCCGUGAUUCAAACAUGGACCAUGUUGCAGAGUACAUAUUUAGUGAAAAAUUGUUUAUAAAUGCAGUUCACACGCAAGUUCAAGGGUUAACUUUUGAAGGUGAUGGCCUGGGGGUGGUUGGUGGUCUUCAGCUGGGUCCUCUGAAUCAAGGAGAAGCCUCAGGAGAGAUGGGGGUGAAUCUUGAAACCAGCUUCUUGAGUCUUCAUCUGUCCCUUCGCUAGGAUUGACACACCUCUCGUGCGUUUGGGGAGUGGAGAAGCUUGGUGAACCCCUCGUGGUUUAAACCAACGUUUACCAAAUGUAUUUGCUCUGAAUUCUGUCCAGCACCAGGCACUAAGGCAGCAAAGCAGAAUGAGAAGUGAUUUUGGAAAAUCCAAAGUUGGGGUUGGAAUUCCUCUGCCUAGCCUACGGCAGAGUCCCCCAUCUUCAGCUGCUGGGAGAGCCUGGAACCCUGGAGCCAUGGGGCAGCCCAUGCUGAGGGGUCCCUCCAUACCGGCCUGGCUGCCUCCUGGCUAGGGCCUGGGCCUCUUCUGGCCAGUCUGCUCUCAGUGGGGUGGGGUCAAGCUGCAGGGGCUGGCUGUGUGCUGGAGGCCGAGUGAGCUGCCUGCUAAUGGGGCUGGGCCACCCUGCGCUGCUCCCUGAAGGCUGGACAAGGCUAGGAUUGUUUCCCCGCUUCCUUUGUCUCCCACACCCCGCCCAGGCCUGGCCCGCCUGCCUGCCACUCCUCUCCCUCCCGUUGGCCUGGCUGGCAAGAGCCAGGGACUCCGCCCGUGGAGCCCGGGGCCUGCCGACCCUCUGACUUGGGAGCUCCCGUCAAGCUCUGGGUCAACGUGGAGGUGCCGGGCCACCAUGCUCAGUCUCAAGCUGCCCCAACUCCUUCGAGUCCACCAGGUCCCCAGGGUGUUCUGGGAAGAUGGUAUCAUGUCUGGCUACCGCCGCCCCACCAGCUCGGCCUUGGACUGUGUCCUCAGCUCUUUCCAGAUGACCAACGAGACCGUCAACAUCUGGACUCACUUCCUGCCCACCUGGUACUUCCUGUGGCGCCUCCUGGCGCUGGCGGGAGGCCUGGGCUUCCGGUCGGAGCCCUACCACUGGCCGCUGCUCGUCUUCCUGCUGCCCGCCUGCCUCUACCCGUUUGCAUCGUGCUGCGCGCACACCUUCAGCUCCAUGUCGCCCCGCGUGCGUCACAUCUGCUACUUCCUGGAUUACGGUGCGCUCAGCCUCUACAGCCUGGGCUGCGCCUUCCCCUAUGCCGCCUACUCCAUGCCGGCCUCCUGGCUGCACAGCCACCUGCACCAGCUCUUUGUGCCCGCCGCCGCACUCAAUUCUUUCCUGUGUACCGGCCUCUCCUGCUACUCCCGGUUCCCAGAGCUAGAAAGCCCUGGGCUCAGUAAGAUCCUCCGCUCGGCCGCCUUCGUCUAUCCCUUUCUGUUCGACAACCUCCCACUUUUCUAUCGGCUGGGACUGUGCUGGGGCAGGGGCCACAGCUGUGGGCAGGAGGCGCUGAGCACCAGCCACGGCUACCACCUCUUCUGUGCGCUGCUCACUGGCUUCCUCUUCGCCUCCCAUUUGCCUGAGCGGCUGGCACCAGGACGCUUUGAUUACAUCGGCCACAGCCACCAGCUAUUCCACAUCUGUGCAGUGCUGGGCACGCACUUCCAGCUGGAGGCGGUGCUGACUGAUAUGGGAUCUCGCCGAGCCUGGCUGGCCACGCAGGAACCGCCCCUGGGCCUGGCAGGCACGGUGGCCACUCUGGGCUUGGCAGUGGCCGGGAACUUGCUCAUCAUUGCCGCUUUCACAGCUUCCCUAUUUCGGGCCCCCAGUACAUGCCCCCUGCUGCAAGGUAGCUCACCGGAGUGGGGUACAAAGGCCAAACUGCAAUGAGGUCCCAUCUCUGAGUUUGCCCUGGAAAGAGGCAGAGUCCAGGCAGGCCCUCAUAUAGGGGAGGAGCCCAGACCCAAGCCUGAUAAGAUGGGGGCACGUCUGAGCCUGGAAGCAAGAGUGACUGAGGACAGAGCGUGGAGGUGAGAAGGGAACUGGGAAGACAGAGGCGAGGAGAGGGCCUGGGAGGCUGGGAAAGAGCAGGAAGCUCAAGGAGGGGGCUCUUGAUGGGGUUGGGAAGUGCUGAGGGUCUGAGAGGGGAGAUGCGUGUGUCCAGGCUGGAGCUGCCCCACCUGCCAUCGAAGGCUGGGGUGGGAGGCACUGGGUCCUUUUAUCUGGUCCCAUUUCUGGUGCUCCUGGAAUUUCUGCGCAGCCCAGGGAAGAACUAACAUGGCUAACCCAGGCCCACCCUGAAUGCUUGUUAACCUGGCUGGGAGGCCCCCUCGUGCCCUACCCCCAAAGCAGGCAGCACUGGCCGCGGCAGUUCUUGGCCUGUGGCCGUGAGGGCAUCUGUCCUGGUCACAACCGUGGACUCCAUAUCCAGGCCUCUGGGAUCUGGUCUGUUUGGGUGUGUCAUGGAUGGGGCAGUGGGUUGAGUUGGGGGUGGGUGCUGGGCUAGAGAGGAGAACCCUAGCUAGACUUUAGGAAGCUACCUUCAAUGCUUCUGGAAUCAGGCAGGGAUAAAUAAAUACAUCAACAACAGAUUUUGGGAAA